Messenger RNA from Sporothrix brasiliensis 5110, 1140 nucleotides. RefSeq names its product fatty acid hydroxylase. The record is from RefSeq and is a predicted model, not a curated record. Gene Ontology annotation, biological process: fatty acid metabolic process; lipid biosynthetic process. Gene Ontology annotation, cellular component: membrane; endoplasmic reticulum. NCBI's taxonomy places the organism in Eukaryota, Fungi, Ascomycota, Sordariomycetes, Ophiostomatales, Ophiostomataceae. The coding region runs from base 1 to 1140 and encodes 379 amino acids. The transcript is spliced from 2 exons. Gene Ontology annotation, molecular function: fatty acid 2-hydroxylase activity; iron ion binding; heme binding.
AUGCCUGCACGCACGCUUCCCACCUUCACGACCGCUGAGGUCGAGAAGCACAACAACCAAGACUCGUGUUAUGUGCUCGUCGGCGAGACCGUGUACGACGUCACUGACUUCCUCGAAUCCCACCCCGGCGGCGCCGACCUGAUCCUCGAUUACGCAGGCAAGGACAUCGCCGCCAUCCUCAAGGACGAGAUCUCGCACGCACAUUCCGAGACCGCGUACGAGGUGCUUGACGAUUCCAUCGUCGGCUACCUGAGCUCGAGCAAGACGGGCGCCAGCGGCAAUGGCAAGUCCACGGGCGCCGAGUAUGCCAGCGAUUCCGAUGUCGAGAAGCGGAGCGUGCAUCCGCGCACCGGCAUGUCCUGCGAGGAGGACCUGAGCAAGGACACGGACGCCGUCUCCGAUUUCAAGAAGCACAAGUUUUUGGACCUCAACCGCCCGCUGCUGAUGCAGGUCUGGAACGGCGGCUUCUCCAAGGCCUUCUAUCUCGACCAGGUCCACCGCCCACGGCACUACAAGGGCGGUGCGUCGGCGCCGCUGUUUGGCAACUUCCUCGAGCCACUGUCUAUGACGCCGUGGUGGGUGAUCCCGACGCUCUGGAUUCCCUGCGUAUUGGCGCUCCUCUACUAUGCCAAUGUGGGCUUCACGUCGUCCGUUAUCCAGGCUGGCUUCUUUGUAUUCGGCUUUGCCGUUUGGUCGCUGAUCGAGUACAUCAUGCACCGCUUCCUGUUCCACCUGGACGAAUACCUUCCCGACAACCGCGUGUUUAUCACGCUGCACUUCCUCCUCCACGGCAUCCACCAUUACCUGCCCAUGGACAAGUAUCGCCUGGUCAUGCCGCCGACCCUGUUCGUCGCUCUGGCCACGCCGUUCUGGAAGCUGGCGCACACCAUCUUCUACUACGACUGGUACGUCGCCGCCACUGCCUACUGCGGCGGCGUCUUCGGCUACAUCUGCUACGACCUCACCCACUAUUUCCUGCACCACCAGAACCUUCCGCUCUGGUACAAGGACCUCAAGAAGUACCACCUUGCCCACCACUUCCUCGACUACGAGCUGGGCUUUGGCGUGACCAGCCGCUUCUGGGACGUCGUCUUUGGCACCGAGUUGAAGAUGGCGACCCCAGUCGUCAAGUCGCAAUAA